Molecule: messenger RNA, 748 nt
Organism: Brassica oleracea var. oleracea
Lineage: Eukaryota; Viridiplantae; Streptophyta; Magnoliopsida; Brassicales; Brassicaceae
Product: autophagy-related protein 8e
Exons: 4
Coding region: 197-565 (122 amino acids)
Biological process (GO): cellular response to nitrogen starvation
Source: RefSeq, a predicted model, not a curated record
UAUCCAAUCAUACAAGAAAAAGAAAUAGCCUUUGUUGACAUCUUCUUCUCUCUGUUUUAAAGAGUUUCAUCCUUAUCCAUUCCAUCAUUUUCUCUCUCUCUCUCUGUUACCUUUCAGUUGAUUAGAUCUUCUUAAAUUCUUACCUUCGAUUUUAGAUUUGGGAUCCUCCUGGUUGUGUAAAUUCUCAGGAGUAAAGAUGAACAAAGGCAGCAGCUUCAAGCGUGACAACGAUUACGAAAAGAGGAAAGCUGAAGCUGGAAGGAUCAGGGAGAAGUACCCUGAUAGAAUCCCGGUGAUUGUGGAAAAGGCUGAGAAAAGUGAUAUCCCAAACAUUGACAAGAAAAAAUACCUUGUGCCAUCAGAUUUAACAGUUGGACAAUUCGUGUAUGUGAUUCGGAAGAGGAUCAAACUGAGUGCAGAAAAAGCUAUCUUUAUAUUCGUAGACAAUGUUCUUCCUCCUACAGGAGAGAUCAUGUCAAGCGUCUAUGAGGAGAAGAAAGACCAAGAUGGUUUCCUUUACAUCACUUACAGUGGCGAGAACACGUUUGGUGCUUCUUCAAUCUGAAUCCCCUAACCUGAGAAACGCAUUUAUUCUGAUGUUUCCCACAAUCUUUCGACUUUGUGUAUAUAAUAAGUAACAUUCUCUCAGCAUAAUCUUCUCAAGAUUUGUGAUUUUCUUCUUCUUCACUUUGUGUUUAAUAAUGUAAACUAAGACUAAUAUGAAAUAUUCUCUACAUUAGCAUUGUUA